This is a messenger RNA of Centropristis striata (black sea bass), 1979 nucleotides long. It is a transcript of the gene tmed10, whose product is annotated as transmembrane p24 trafficking protein 10. The coding region runs from base 51 to 671 and encodes 206 amino acids. The transcript is spliced from 5 exons. Gene Ontology annotation, biological process: intracellular protein transport; Golgi organization; endoplasmic reticulum to Golgi vesicle-mediated transport. Gene Ontology annotation, cellular component: endoplasmic reticulum-Golgi intermediate compartment; endoplasmic reticulum; COPII-coated ER to Golgi transport vesicle. The record is from RefSeq and is a predicted model, not a curated record. NCBI's taxonomy places the organism in Eukaryota, Metazoa, Chordata, Actinopteri, Perciformes, Serranidae.
UUAAACUGGUUGCUGGCACGGGCUGGUUGGUCGGUCGGUUGAGGGUAGCCAUGGCUCGACUCGGUGCGCUACUGUUGUUACCGGUUCUUAUUGAAUCGGUAUUUUCCAUUUCUUUCUUUUUACCGGUCAACUCAAGAAAGUGUUUACGGGAGGAGAUCCACAAAGACGUCCUGGUAACGGGGGAGUAUGAAAUAACUGAACAGGCAAACACCAAAACUAAUCUGAAGAUCACAGAUUCCUCCAGCCACACUCUUUACUCCAAGGAAGAUGCAACAAAAGGAAAGUUUGCAUUCACCACAGAAGACUAUGACAUGUUUGAGGUGUGCUUUGAGAGCAAAUCACCCAUGGGGACUGGAAGAGUGCCUGACCAGCUGGUCAAUCUGGACAUGAAGCAUGGCGUGGAGGCCAAAAACUAUGAAGAGAUUGCCAAGGUGGAGAAGCUGAAGCCUCUUGAGGUCGAGCUGAGGCGACUGGAGGACCUCUCUGAAUCCAUCGUCAAUGACUUUGCUUACAUGAAGAAGAGAGAGGAGGAGAUGCGGGACACCAAUGAGUCCACCAACACACGUGUGCUGUACUUUAGCAUAUUCUCCAUGUGCUGUCUCAUUGGGCUGGCCACAUGGCAGGUCUUCUACUUGCGGCGCUUCUUCAAGGCAAAGAAGCUGAUCGAGUAGAGCGGCCCCGAGCUCCUUAACUCGGGGGAAGCUGCCCGCUGGUCAGCCAACACAUCCCAACAUCCGCCCUCCUUGGACUAGCUUCAGCAAACAACAGCAAGUGGGGUUGAGGGGCUCAAAUUCUAGUUUUCACGGCUGUAAGAGAGAGUACCAAGGUUGUCCUCUGAAAAAAUGAAUCACCUGCUUAUUUAGUGGUUUGAAACAUGAUAAGCGCUGUAGGGAGAAAUGCACUGUGAGACAUGGGAGGCGUAUGUCACUGCAGUAGUGAGAUAUUUCCACCUAAUGGUAUUUCACUUUUCUGUCUGCACUGUUUUGAAUGUUGCAGCUUACUUAAUAAGACCUUGUUCCUUCAACCAGUUUGACCAGUGAUGUUUGAUUUUGAGCUCGAUUUGAAUGGAUGUGCCAUGAGCGAAUGUCUUUUGCCCUUCUGUUGAUGUACACAUUCUUUGCCAUGCCAAGCAAACUAGAUCCUUGGUGCCCUUUUAUCAAGUGAAGGCUGUUUUGAAAAAAAGUGGUUCGUUGUUACUUAAAAAAAUCAGCAACCACUGAACUUCUGUGUUAUGUCACUUAAUUUGCAUACAUGUUUGGUAGCUAAAUUUAACCGUGUCUUUAGUUUGUUUUCAUAUUGUAAAUGCUACUUAGUUGCUUCUACAGGUAUAUUUUCGGGGGGUUGUGAGUUGUCGGAGUAAUAUUCUCUUAGUUAUAAAUUAGGUCACUUCUAUGAGCUCUUGCACGUCUUGUUUUUGAAACAUCUGAACAUUAAUUUGUCACAAAUCAAAAGUAAGGAGAAACCAAAAACCUUGUCCUUAGGAAGGAAUUUGCAGCAUUAUAUUGUAUGUAUAUGGCUAUGAGUAAUUUAACCACCUGACUUCUAUGAUACAGUUCUUAUAUACUCGUGCAGGCUUCUCUUGUCAGACAGCAGUGGAGGGUUUUUUGACAGGAAAUGUAAAAUAGGCAAUCCAAACACUUUCUGAAAUGUCCUCUCAGUCAUCGCCCCUUUUAUUCACACACUGGUAAAUUUAAUUGUCCUUUUGCAAUUUUCAAAAUGUCACUUCACAAUUACAGAGCAGAUCCAUCCAGCGUGCUUCUUUUCUUUAGAAAUACUUCUGAGGCUUGGGUUACAUGAGAAUGCGGGUGGUUGUGUUCAGAUUGUUUUCAACAGGGAUUAAUUGAGGCAUCUGUCAUGGGUACAUUUUUAACAAUGAACAUGCGCAUUGUGCGCAAAUCAAUGAUUUUUAUGUUGACUGAUAAAUUUUGUAAAUUUGUGUUGGGCUUUUAUUCAAUAAAAUAUUGGAUGGAUUUACAUUA